AUGUCCAAAGUACCCUUCAGGCCUGUGGCACUCAACUACCAAAGGAUCUUCAAGAACAAGGGCAGGAAGUUCACCCCAUCUCUAACCAUUGAAGCAGCACUGGAUACUAGUAAGCAAUGGAGUAAUGUUUUCAGCAUUCUGAGAGAGAAGGAUUAUGACCCUCAAUUACUGUGCCAAGUCAAAUUGGCAUUUAAAUGCGAUGGUGGAAUAAAAGAAUUUUCAGAUCUUCAAAGCCUCAGCAAAUUUAUUAGUCAAAAGUCUUCUUUGAAAGAGUUACUGAAAGAUGUACUCUCACAAAAUGAAACAAUAAAUCCAGGAGGAAGAAGAUACGGGAUUCAAGAAAAAGAGGAUGAAACUCAAAUAGGCUCAAAGCAUGGAGCUGGAGGAGCAGCCAGUGAUAGCUCGAGCUUUCCCUGGAGUAAAGAGGUGAAAACCACUGAGCCAGAAGAUGUGAAAAACAGAGAGAAUCUGGAGGAGUCUCCAGAGUGGAAGGAAAAAGAAGCCAGCCUGUUGGAGGAUGAAGAGGCUUCAGAGGUAGAGGAGGAUGAAGAGGUGUCAGGGGUGGAAGAAGAGGAGGGCUCAGGGCUGGAGGAGUGGGGGGAAGAGGCCUCAGAGUUAGAGGAGUGGGGAGAAGAGGCCUCAGGAUUGGAGGAAGAGGAGGAGGAAAGGGGUGAGACUUCGCUGUCAUGUGAGGACCGGGACUCACCUUUUCAGGGUCACUCUGUGGUACAUGCAAAGCGUGGAGUUGAGGAGAUAACCGGUGAUGGUGUGGACAUUAUUUUGGUUGAUGUAGAGGAGGAUUCUGAGCCAGAGGAGGAAGAAGAGGAAGGAAACGUCUCUGAGAUAGGAAAGGUAGGGGCUGCCAUCCAGGCUGAGAAGAGGGGGGGCUCAGGAGGACUUCAAGUUUCUUCUAGUUGUUUGGUUUCGGAAUCUAAGAAGGAAAAGUGGAGGAAGCCCCAGGUAGCAGACAAAACCCGUAAGGGCACCGCCUCAGGAGUCACCAAAAAUUUUAGGAAAACAGACGAUAAGAUUCAUAAAUUUCUGCCAACAGAAGAGCUAACAUCCCCAAAAGUAGACUUAAUACGGGAAACAGAAGAAAACUUUAGAAGAAGUGUGAUUAAUAGCAUCAGAGAGAUGCAGGAGGAGAUUAGAAGUAUUAAAGGUUGCCAUCCAGAAGUCUCCAACAUUAAAAAUUCCAUAGAUGAUCUGAACAGUGGGAUGGAUGUACUUGAAGAAAGAUUGAACAGUCUAGAAGAUCAAAUUGAGGAGUUCUCCCAGGAUACCAUACAAAUGACCAAACAGAUGAUAAGUAAAGAGAGGUUAAGAGAUAUAGAGGACAGAUCCAGAAGCUCUAACAUUCGCCUGAUAGGAAUUCCAGAAAAGAAUAACCACGAGAAUGCUGCCGAGGACAUAAUCAAGGAAAUAAUUGAUGAAAACUUCCCAGAGUUAAAGAAAGAGUCGACUCUUGAGAUUGUCAGUGCCUCCCGAAUACCCAGUAAGAUUGAUAAGAGGAAACCCACUCCUAGGCACAUCUUGGUAAAAUUUUGCAAUUCUAGCGAUAAAGAGAAAAUCUUAAGGGCUUCCAGAGAGAGGAAAGAAAUAACCUACCGCGAAACAAGAAUCAGAUUGACGGCAGAUUUAUCGCUGGACACCCUGGAUGCUAGAAGUAAAUGGAGUGCUGUCAUCAAAGUCCUGCAGGAGAAAGGCUUUAAACCUAGGAUUCUAUAUCCAGCCAAACUGGCGUUUGAUUUUCAGGGUAAGACAAAAACCUUUCUUGAUAUCGAAGAAUUUAGGAAGUCUAUUUCUUACAUACCCUGUUUGAAAGAAUUACUGGAGAACAUAGUUUAG
Otolemur garnettii (small-eared galago) is the source of this 1848-nucleotide messenger RNA. RefSeq names its product LINE1 type transposase domain containing 1 (gene L1TD1). Gene Ontology annotation, molecular function: single-stranded RNA binding. Gene Ontology annotation, cellular component: ribonucleoprotein complex. The record is from RefSeq and is a predicted model, not a curated record. The transcript is spliced from 3 exons. Lineage: Eukaryota; Metazoa; Chordata; Mammalia; Primates; Galagidae. Gene Ontology annotation, biological process: retrotransposition. The coding region runs from base 1 to 1848 and encodes 615 amino acids.